This is a messenger RNA of Angiostrongylus costaricensis, 2313 nucleotides long. The record is from the annotation of a GenBank genome assembly. NCBI's taxonomy places the organism in Eukaryota, Metazoa, Nematoda, Chromadorea, Rhabditida, Metastrongylidae.
AUGUUCUUUCUAAGGAAAGGCAAAGAGCGGGUUCAUACAGCUGGUAGUCACGGACACAAGCCACCUGUUCCUUCGAAGCGUUCUCAUUUCACUACGAGCGAUAGCGAAUCAGAUUUGAAUAUUGUAGAACGGAGAGAUGUUCUUAUUGAGGCAGCAGAUUCUAUUUACGAUAUUCCGAAAUCUAAGCUUUUCAUCGAGGAUGUUGGUGCUUCGGAGGCACAUAUCGCAAAAGACGAAGUACUGGGGCCAUCAGUGAAAGGGUUUGAUUCACCUAAGGACUUCAAUAUUCAGGGCCUUACCCUACCUGCGUUAGCUGCUGUACAAGUUAAAAUCCGUACAUUGGUGCUGCACAAAUGUGUUACGGGUGAUUUUGGGUUCUCAAUACGUCGUGUACAAUUUUCAUCUAACAAGCUAGGUGGAGUCCGAACAGUGGUGUUUGCAGAGCCUUCGGAGGUGUGGGCAGGUCCACCGCGUCCCGACGACUUAAAGAACCGACUUUUGCCUGGUGACCAGUUAAUUAAGAUUGAUGGCCGAAAUGUGGAUACGAUGUCCCGUGAGGAACUCCAGAAUGCUGUUCGUAGCGCUGGUGACGAGAUAGUUCUUGAAGUGAAGUCAAUGCCUGAACUCGCUGAAUUUUGUGAUAGAAAGAGUCGACAAAGUGGUGUACGGGAUGAGGGGGACCAACUAAUGCUCGGUCACAUAAACACAACACUAUAUGAGGACAUUCCUGAGGACCAGCGUUAUUGGCUUAUCCAUAAAGGUGGUUACACAAUGGUGAGAUUAGUUGAAUAUCUUUCGGAUGGGCGAGCUUUGGUGAGGAUUGGUGCACGAGAAAUGACUGUCGACUCAACUGAUAUUGACCGAAUGAAUCCAGCACACUUGGAUCGCAUCGGUGAUUUCGCUUCCCUUCGCUACCUCAAUGAGACUAGUGCAGUCCAUCUAUUGCGCCAGAGAUUUGGUUCUAACUUGCUGUACACUAAUGCUGGUCUAUCAAGUAUCGUGUGCUUAGCAUCACUUGAGGAGGAUAUUGUUGGAGAAGACAGACUUGUUUCAUUGUUUAAGGGUUGUCGACGCGGGCAAAUGCCCGCCCAUAUUUGUGCUACUGCACAGCAGAUAUAUAGGAACCUUCAAAUGACUGGUCAGGACCACUGUAUUGCGCUAACAGGGGUUAGUGGUAGUGGGAAGACGACACAACUUCGCAAACUAGUACGCUAUUUUGCUGAGGUGGCCGGUUGGACGCACACUUUGCCUUAUGACAAAUUGGCUCUGGCUAUGGGCGUUGUUGAAGCGUUUGGUCAUGCCUCAUCUGCCCUCCAUCGAGAUUCGACUCGUUUUUUGUAUCUUUUUUCACUUGGCUUUGAUAAGGCUGCUGCGUUAAGGACUGGCCGAUUUCAAGUAUCACUUUUGGAAGCCGAGCGUUUAGGAAGAGUAUGUGGCGUAGAAGCAGCAUUCCAUGUGUUUUACUAUCUAUGGGAAGGUGCGGAUGGUGAGCUUCGAGAACGACUUCGGCUAGAUUCGAUAGAGCAACCAUUUAUUAUACCAUAUUCCAAGAAGGAGGAUAAACAAAGUGCAAAAGAGGCUUGGGAGCGACUUCAACACGCCUUUUUCGAGUUGGGUCUUACACAGAGCCAGUUUGACGCGGUAAACUCAGUUCUCGCAGCAAUUCUUCACCUUCAAGCCGCUGGAUGCACUCCAGGAAAUGCUCAACGAGCACACUUUCUCCGUGUUACUCAUGCUCAACAAGCUGCAGCUUUGCUCGGGGUGUCUACCGAUGAGCUAGGGGACGCAUUGUUUCGUGGUAAAACAAGUGGAAAUAAAAGUGCUCUUAAAGUAGCAAAUGCUAGUCGUAUGGCUCUCACGUCACGACGCUCUGAAUCCUCAGAAGUCCUUCUUUCAUUUUGUGCUGGUCUCUAUCAGGAACUUUUCUACACAGUCGUUGAGCUAAUCAAUAAAGCUAUGUUUUCCAAUUCGGCCUUCUCUUGGAUUUCGGUGUUGGAUUACCCUGGUUCGACCUUCCAUAUAAACUGGACCGAAGGAAAAGCUCACAGAGCUCUUGGACUCAGUGAUCUUGUUUACAACUAUAUUAACGAAUGCGUUACUGAGCUUUUCUACAAUACCUGUUUUGUAGACGCACAAGAGUUGGCUUGCACCGACAUUGACAAGCGUUCCGAGGAGAAACGUGGGUUGUUUGCAAUUUUGGAAGAAGAAUCAUUGUUCCCGGGUGCGACCGACGAGAGUCUUCUUGAACGUUUCUUCAUUCAUCUGGGAGAUGAUUCCAGGUAUACAGAGCUUCAGUUCUGUUUCCGAUUGUAA